Paramisgurnus dabryanus is the source of this 1616-nucleotide messenger RNA. RefSeq names its product RAB34, member RAS oncogene family a (gene rab34a). Gene Ontology annotation, molecular function: GTPase activity; GTP binding. NCBI's taxonomy places the organism in Eukaryota, Metazoa, Chordata, Actinopteri, Cypriniformes, Cobitidae. The record is from RefSeq and is a predicted model, not a curated record.
GGCUGUAGGGAGCCUUUGCUAUCCGCCUUUCCUAAGAUUGCUGGAGAAAUCCAUCUGUAUGCAGUUCCCGUCGCUUCCGUGGGUCGCAGUAUCCUGCAGUUUUCUUCAGAAAUUUAGGAACUGUACGCGAUGGAUGAAUGCUAAAAACAUCGUUUCUUUUUAACUUUUCCUAUGUGUUUCUUCUCUAUGCAUUGAUAAAAGCACUUUAAACGCUAUCAGGUCUCAGGAAAGCAGCGCUUUACAACCACAUCAUCUUUUCGUGACGAGAAACCCCAUCAUGAGCGUGCUGCCCCCCGUGAGAAAAGACCGAAUAAUCGGACAGCUUCCUAAGUGCUUCAACAGAGGUGCCGCUUUGCACACGGAAAAUGAAUUUCACAGCAAGGUUAAGACGGCUUGUCAACAACAGAGAACAGGGACAGUGGGCAGGUUUAAAAUCUCCAAAGUCAUUGUAGUUGGCGAUCUGGCUGUAGGGAAAACCUGUUUAAUUAAUAGAUUUUGUAAAAAUGUGUUUGACAAGAAUUACAAGGCCACCAUUGGAGUGGACUUUGAGAUGGAGAGGUUUGAAGUUCUGGGGGUCCCGUUCAGCCUCCAGUUGUGGGACACUGCAGGUCAGGAGAGGUUUAAAUGCAUUGCCUCUACGUACUACAGAGGAGCUCAGGCGGUUAUCAUUGUGUUUGAUCUGACUGAUGUGGCAUCACUAGAGCACACAAGGCAAUGGUUGGAGGAUGCAAUGAAAGAGAACGACCCUACAAGUGUAUUACUCUUCCUGGUUGGCACAAAGAAAGAUCUGAGUUCAUCUGCCCAGUAUGAUCUAAUCGAACAGGAUGCAAUGAAACUGGCUGAUCAGAUGAAAGCAGAGUACUGGGCUGUAUCUUCUUUAACUGGUGAGAAUGUGAGAGAGUUUUUCUUUCGAGUGGCAUCUUUAACGUUUGAGGCGAACGUUAUGGCUGAACUGGAAAAAAGUGGCUCCAGACGUAUUGGGGAAGUUGUUAAAAUCAACAGUAACCCAAACAACUUAUAUACAACGUCCAAGAAGAAGCAGUCCAACUGUUGUCAGUAAAGAGUGAUCAUGUGGAAAUACUAAAAAUGCACUGAUCCAUAACGGUACCAAAGCAAAUCAUGCAUAUCUACAUGCACAGGGAGAAACAUGGUAGACAUAUUUCAACUAAAGGAACAUACAGUGAACAGUUUGGUUUAUUUUGAUUAAGGUGGGGCCGAUUCACUGCUGGAUGAAUGAAAACACAUUCACAUUCUUCAGCAUUUUCUUUAUCCAAGUGGUCUAUGCACAUUUUUGUUUUUGCAUUAAGUGUAUUUUCCUUUUAUUAGUGAUUUACAAAUAUAUUUUCUGUAUUUUGCAUUUUUGCCUAGUUUACAUUCAACAGCGAUUUUAAAAGGUACACAUGAGGAUUAUGCGUGAAUUGCACAAAAAAUAACAAACAUAUUUUUCUAUAUCAUAUAAAUCAUAUUGUUAAAAAGGGUAAUAAAAGUAUUCCUUCACCAUACAUUCCUUCAUAAAAUAUGCUGUAAGAACAUUAUAUAAGUAUUAGAAGUUUACAAAGCUGCAUGAAUAAUUUCUUGUGCUUGACAUUUUUAUUCUAAAUAAAAUGCUUUCACAA